Drosophila arizonae is the source of this 3047-nucleotide messenger RNA. It is a transcript of the gene Ctl2, whose product is annotated as Choline transporter-like 2. Gene Ontology annotation, cellular component: membrane. NCBI's taxonomy places the organism in Eukaryota, Metazoa, Arthropoda, Insecta, Diptera, Drosophilidae. Gene Ontology annotation, biological process: transmembrane transport. Gene Ontology annotation, molecular function: transmembrane transporter activity. The record is from RefSeq and is a predicted model, not a curated record.
AGCUGAACUGAAGUGGGGAGCUGCCUGGUUAGGUCUCUCCACUCAGUGUUAUUGCGUGCGUUCAAACUGAAUGCUCGACUAAACGUUAACUCCAAUCGACCAGCUACACCCCCUCCUGAAUAGUGCUACUUUUAACAUCCAGUGACCGCGCCACUGCCGCCGUUCAAAGAGCAACGUCCGCGACGUCAACGGCAACAAAGGCAACCACUUUAGUCGUUUGCUGACUUUCGCCUGAGACGCAACCCGAACGCGAUUCCUGCAUUCGGCUGCACAAACAAAGAAAUCUGGCUCCCCGCCCAGUCAUCCAUACACACCUGGACACUGGACUCAGCUACUAUGCAAAGACAAUAAAGAAUCGCCUUGUUUAUUGUUUCAAUUGUUAAUUGUGUCUGCGGUGGCAUAGGAGGAGAAACUUGACAAACGCUUCUCAUUUCAAUACAUGUUUAACCGCAGAACGAGUGAGAGGCUGCGAUGACUGAGAACGUGGAGCUGGUGAACAAAUAUGGCGAGCCGCUGCGCUAUGAUCGCAAUUUCCAGGGACCUCGACAACGAGAUCGCAGCUGCACGGAUGUACCCUGCCUAAUACUAUUUGUACUCUUUCUGGGCGGCUGGGCGUUCAUAGCCCACUAUGCCAUACAGAAUGGGGAUCUCAAUAAGCUGAUGGUGCCGACGGACAUGUACAAUCAGAAGUGCGGCAUCGACUCCAGCGUGCUGAAUAAAAAGUACUUGUUCUUCUUUAAUCUGGACCAAUGUAUUGACCCGUUAGUGCCCAUUACGGGCUGUAAUACGCCACAGGUUUGCGUCGAAAGUUGUCCCUCACAGACGUUCGUUUGGGAUAGCAUGAAGAACACCAUGAGUCUUCAGGAGCUGAGAGCUCGACUCAUUUGCAAAACGGAUGCGGACAAGGCAGCCAUUGGAUCUAAAGCGGACAUUGAGCGUGCUAUCCAGGAAAAUCGUUGUGCUCGCUAUUACAUCAAGAGUCAGCCCUUCCUCAAUCGCUGCAUGUUUGAGUUCUCGGAUCAAAUCUGCGAAUUGCUGCCCAGCGUGCUGUUGCGUGCUCGGCGGGACUCCACGUUACGGUUGCCCGGCAAUUCGAGUCAAGUGGAGCUGGAAAUGCAGGCGAUGGCAUUGACCAUGCAGAGUGAAGCGCUGGCUCGUGUGGCACCACAAACUGGAAUCAGCAAGCAGGAGCCGGUAGACGAACGGGUCGGACAAUGCCGCCGUCAGCAGCUGAACGGGGCAGUCAUUAGGGAAAAGAUGAUGCAAACGGAUACGCGACUGGCCAAGAUGGUGGGGAAUCUGGUGGCCCAUUUUUACAAUGGCACCCACGAUGCCCAGCGUCUGGGCGAGGAAAUUGUCGAGGAUUUGGUCAACUCAACAUCUGUGGUGCUAAUGGCUUUAUUCUGUACGCUGCUCGCCUCACUUAUCUACAUUGCCCUGAUGCGCUGGAUUGCCGCGCCUAUGCUCUGGUUCUCCAUCAUCGGCGUGCUGGUCGGCCUUCUGUUUGCCAUCUACUACAGCUUUAAGCAGUACAGCUUCUGGAGCAAUACAGCCACGGUGCCGUUGCACGAUCUAAAUCUGCACAAGCAGUGGCAAAAUCUGCUGCAGAAUCCCAAGAUGUGGCUCUACUUGUCCAUUGCUGCCUGCAUCGUCUUUGUGGUCAUAUUCCUUUUGGUCAUUGUGCUGCGCAAGAGGAUACGUAUCGCCAUUGCGCUGAUCAAGGAGGGCAGCAAGGCUGUGAGCACCGUUAUCAGCACCGUCUUUUUCCCGAUCUUCUCCUGGGUGCUAUUCAUUGGCACAAUUGGAUUUGCCAUUGGCGUUGGCCUCUAUCUCGGCUCCAUUGGCACGUUCUCUUUUCGCAUGGUUCGCCGCCUAACCGAUACCGGCGAGGUCACCAACGAGCAGUGCGUUUGCGAGGGACCCGGUGUUAACUACACCGUUGGCGCUGCCUGCGAUCCGGAGAUAUUUAAACAGUAUUGUCACAUCAAUCUGAGGCGCGAGUCCUGCGCUCAGACCACUUGCAGCUUUUUGGAAAUUGAUAAUCCACCGCUAAUUCGCUGGGCCAUGGGAUACAAUGUGUUUGGAUACCUCUGGCUAACCUUCUUUAUAUCGGCUUUCAGCGACAUGGUACUGGCGGCCACCUUUGCCCGCUGGUAUUGGACUUUCAAGAAGCGGGAUGUACCUUACUUCACACUCACACGUGCCUUCUGCCAAACAGCGUGCUACCAUUUGGGUACACUCGCCUUCGGCUCCCUGGUCCUGGCCAUUUGCCGCAUGAUACGCCUGGUGCUCGAAUACAUUGAUGCCAAAUUGAAGAAGUACGAUAAUGUGGUGACAAGAGCGAUUCUCUGCUGUAUGCGUUGCUUCUUCUGGCUGCUGGAAUCGUUCCUCAGGUUUCUCAACAAAAACGCGUACAUUAUGUGCGCGAUUCAUGGCAAGAACUUCUGUACGAGUGCCAAGGAUGCGUUUAAUCUACUGAUGCGAAACUUUCUGCGCGUUGUCACGUUGGAUAAGGUCACCGACUUUCUCUUCUUUCUGUCCAAGGUGCUGCUCACCGCCGGCGCUGGUGUGUCCACCUACUAUUUCCUGGCCAACAAUCCGUCCGUCAUACAGCUCAACCACAAGGCUGUGCCCACAACUGUGGUGGUGAUCGCCGCCUUUCUGAUUAGCAGCGUGUUCUUCGGUGUCUACUCGAUGGCCGUGGACACGCUGUUCCUGUGCUUCUUGGAGGACUGUGAGCGCAACGAUGGCACACCCGAUAAGCCCUACUUCAUGUCCAAGCAACUGAUGAAGAUUUUAGGCAAGAAGAAUAAGCAGCCGCCGCGACAGCGUCGCGGCAAAUAAAAAAACUGCAGUCAAGCAUAAAAUGGCCGCAAAACCAAAGCAAUAUGGAAUAUCCCUUGUAAAUGACAGUGCAAAUUGUAGCCUAGACGAAGUUGAGGUGCAGAUUGAUCUUUGGAAUGAUAUAUAUACAAACACAUAUUUAUAUAUUUAUGAUAUGGCAAGGAGAGCCGCAGGUUGUGCACGAUAACUGCUCAUACGAUAUU